AACAGAACCAGAGCUGCACUGCAUCUGUUCUCAUCCAGACACGUCUCUGCCUCUGACCAUCAGAGCAUCUUCGCCUGGCUACCAGUUAUGUCAAACCCAGUGGGCAGUUUAUCAGAAGACACAGUGUAUGGAUCCCGGAUUGGGAUGACAGAGGACCCCAACGCCAUCCUGGAGCGAAACCGAGGCUCUGGAGAACCCUGGGACCUCGAGGAGUCCAAACCAAACGUGGAGGCCCUGGAGCGCGGCGUGCCGGGUCUCUACCUGUCCUGCUUCGACAUGCUCCUCACUGAAGAUGCCACCUGGCUGGUGAAAGUUUCAGAGAACUCUCCGACGCUGGCGGUGCCCAUGUCUCGCAUGGAGCCGCCCCAGGAGGAACCGGAGCAGUGCCCCGUCAUCGACAGCCAGGAGCAGGGACUCUCCCCCGGGCUGGAGGGGCAGGAGGAGGAGCGCUCUCUGGAGCAGGUGCAGAGCAUGGUGGUGGGAGAAGUGCUGAAGGACAUUGAAACCGCCUGCAAGCUGCUCAACAUCACUCCAGACCCCAUAGAGUGGAACACAGGGAACGUCCAGAAGUGGCUGCUGUGGACUGAACAUCUGUACCGGCUGCCCCACGCAGGAAAGGCCUUCCAGGAUCUGACAGGAAAAGAUCUGUGUGCCAUGAGUGAGGAGGAGUUUCACCAGCGCUCGCCGCAGUGUGGAGACACGCUGCACGCACACCUGGACAUAUGGAAGUCAGCUGCCUGGAUGAAAGAGAGGUGUUCAGUUGGAGACACAAAAACUACCGUGUGCGAGGAUCUUUGGUCCGAAGCAGACUCGUCUUGUUCGGGCCAGCCCAUUCACCUGUGGCAGUUCCUCAGAGAACUCCUGCUUAAACCUCACAGCUACGGACGCUGCAUCCGCUGGCUCAAUAAAGAAAAAGGUAUUUUUAAAAUCGAGGACUCGGCUCACGUUGCGAGACUGUGGGGACUCCGAAAGAACCGACCCGCUAUGAACUAUGACAAGCUGAGCCGCUCCAUACGUCAAUACUACAAGAAGGGCAUCAUACGCAAGCCGGACGUGUCUCAGAGACUCGUGUACCAGUUUGUUCACCCAGUAUGAGGCGGCAGCAUCAUGGGAGGAAGAGGAAGAUUAGGAGAUGGAAACUUACAAAACGUAAAAACUAUCUCAUCAUGCACUUGAACACCUGAGCCCGAGACGCAAAGGUGACAGGAAACACGUGCACUGACCAACCCCAAUGGUACACACUGAGACGACAGCUAGCAGCUGCUGCGUGAAGGCUUAUCUGUGCACGGUCCAGGAGGAAGAGACAGAACAACGCGGUGGCUGUUGAGGCUUUUUUUUCCCCCUGCUGCAGAAUAAAACAACCACAGAUUUAGAAAAACAAAAAAACUGCCUUUUCAUUUGCAUGUUCUGCCUGUUUAUCUUUCCAUAAUGUGAUUCCCAUUACUCUUUACUGCAAACAGUUAGAACUGAUUGCUCUUUACAAGCUUCAGGAAAACGCCCCACAGCUACAUCUGCUUUGUCUUUCAGUUUCGCUCAUCUUGACCACUGCCUCUGUUUGAAUUAGAGCCAGUUUUCCUGCCUCAGUUGAACGAGUGGUUGGGAUUGUUUUGCUUCUUUUUUGGGUUUGGUCCUGACUGUAAAACACACAAUCAGUAAGUCAUAAACCAUUUUUAAUCUCAUCUGAAAUUGUACAGAGAAGGAACUUUAACAGUUUUGCUGGAUCUGGAUCCAGCGGUGACUGUUGUGACUGUGUCAUGUAAUUAUUUCUUUGUCAAAGGUGUAACUCAGUGAAGAGUUGUCAUGCAUUUCAUGAAUAUAGUUUCACUGCUUUAUAUAUUUUGUGCUGUAAACUUUGAUUUGUACUGCUGUUCAUUGCAUUUCAUGUUGUGGGUGUUUUACUAUUGAAACCCAAAGUGUUAAAAAUAAAAUAAAUAUGAAAAACAUUAUGAAAUAAAUAGACAUA
Molecule: messenger RNA, 1963 nt
Organism: Centropristis striata (black sea bass)
Lineage: Eukaryota; Metazoa; Chordata; Actinopteri; Perciformes; Serranidae
Product: SAM pointed domain-containing Ets transcription factor
Exons: 6
Coding region: 88-1095 (335 amino acids)
Biological process (GO): cell differentiation; regulation of transcription by RNA polymerase II
Cellular component (GO): nucleus
Molecular function (GO): sequence-specific DNA binding; DNA-binding transcription factor activity, RNA polymerase II-specific
Source: RefSeq, a predicted model, not a curated record